GCUCAGGCGCCCCCCCCUCUCCCUCCCGGCUGGGCGACCGCGACCGCGACCGCAGGCGCGCCGAUGGCCGCCGCCGCGGCGGGGCUCCGCCCGCGGCGGUGCCGCGGCGCGCCGGCGCGUACCGCUGGGGCCCGAGGGUGCCCCUUCUGACCAGCCAUGGCGAGCAUCCUCCUGGAGUUCGAGGUGCUCCCCGAGGACGCCGCGUCGGAGCCCGCGGCCCGGGACGCCGCCGAGGACCUGCAGAGGCAGCUCGCGGAUCCGCUGAGCAGCCUGCGGCGGGGCGAGUUUGCGCGUUACGCCGCCAAGGCCUCCCUGACCGGGCCUGGCCUGCCAGAGCAGCCGUCGCCGUGGGAGGAGGAGGAGGAGGAGGUGGAGCUGCCCGCGGUCAGGACCCAAGCAUCCGAACCGCUAGCGGCAGUGACGCUGAGGGCAUCCCACGGCCCGAUGGUCUUGGAGGUCCCAGACGACGACCUGGAGCGCCCUGCGGCAGCGCGGCGCGACGGAGGCGCCUGGAGAGAGGCGCAGGCCCUCUCCAACGCCGAGCUGAUCGACCGCAUCUCCAGCCUCGAGCGCCUGCUCGCCAGUGCGGAGGAGAAGCGGGCCGCAGAGGUCGCAUCGGCCGCCAGGCCAGCCGAGGAGGGCGUCGACACCGAGAGGCUGAGAGCUCUCGAGCAGCAGUGCCACAGGUUGCAGAGCCGCCUGGACGACGUCCAGCGCGAGGCCCGUGCGGUGCGGGAGAGCUCCAACACCUUCAGGGACCGGUCGGAGCAGCUGGAGUCCAGGCUGCGGGAGCGCGAGAGCGUCCUCUCCCACGCCAAAGACAUGUGGGUCAAGGAGUCGGCGCGGGCCCAGAAGCUGGAGGACGCCCUCGUGUCAGUGGAGGAGAAGCUCCUGGACCACGAGGGCCACCUCAAUCGGGCUGUCAGAAGAUUCGACGAGGCCCAGCAGGAGGUCAGGCAGCUCUCGCACCUCGCCGGCAUGCCGGUGGGGCGCAGGCCCGAGAUGCUGGAUCCCUCGUCCAAGGGCGUGCCGACGGGGAGCUUCGCGGGGCCCGCGCCCGGCCCGGGGCUCGCGCCCCGCUCCGGCGAACCCCGGCCGUUCGACGCGCGCUUCGGGGGUUCGACUGCCGACCCGCGGCUUUCGAGCGGCGGCGAGCUGAAGGAGGCGGGAGCGUUGCCCCAGAUCGCUGGCACGAACGCAGAGCGCUUGAGGCGCCUGUGCAUCGUCAACGACGCGGUGCUCUACGAGGACGACGUGUUGCAGAUUGGCGUCAAGGCGCAGUACGCCGGGGAGGAGGGCCAGGUCGACGUUUACUUCGGCAACAAGUCCCGGGAGGCGUUGCAGGCGUUCGCCGUGUACUACCACGUGCCCGAAGAGCGGGUUCUGCGGUUGCGCGCCGAGCAGGUGGAGCCGCAGCUCGGUGCAGGUCAGCAGGCGCUCCAGCGCGUGCGCGUGUCCCUGGCGGGCCCCUUCGCGGAGAUGCCGUGGCUGCGGGCGCAGUUCCGGCUGCCCGACGCGGGCCCGCGGAGGGUGCAGGCGAGCCGGGGGCGUCAGGUUCAUGGUCGGCUACGAGCUGUCUUCGAGCGAGUUCUUCCAUACUUGGCGCUCCCAGGGCUUCGCUGAUAGCGAGGUGUCUACCAUGUCUCGCUUGGCGCCCCGCCUCUACGUUGACGGCUCGGACCCCACGCAGGUGGCCAGACAGAUUGCAAGGACCGCGACCAUGGGCGGCGCGCUCAGGCUCCUCCCAGGCAUAGACCCCAGCCCGCACAACGUCGUCCUCGCCGCGCGCCCCGCGGACGCGCCCGGCCUCCCGCCCUCCGAGGAGCGCG
Messenger RNA from Prorocentrum cordatum, 1829 nucleotides. NCBI's taxonomy places the organism in Eukaryota, Dinophyceae, Prorocentrales, Prorocentraceae. The record is from the annotation of a GenBank genome assembly.